This is a messenger RNA of Podarcis lilfordi (Lilford's wall lizard), 43657 nucleotides long. The record is from the annotation of a GenBank genome assembly. NCBI's taxonomy places the organism in Eukaryota, Metazoa, Chordata, Lepidosauria, Squamata, Lacertidae.
AGGCCUAGGGAAAGCUUGCCCACGCUUGACUCGCUCUUCGUAUCGCUUUCUUAUUAUAGGGCAAAGCCGAUCGCGUUCAAAACACAAAAGCACAGAUGGUCCGACGGCAAACAGCAUCCUUGCCACCUGCGAGGGAGGGAAGGAAGGAAACGAAAAGGGCUGGGGCGGGGGGAGCAGGGAGGAGAGCCCACGCGCCCCGGCCAGAGAUUUAAAAGCAUUUAAUCCCUCAAGAACGGAUUAAGAAUAAAAUAUAAUAAUAAUGCGGUCCUGAGGCACAGAGCAUCCAUUCACCCACCAACGACGACGACAACGAGGAGGAGGAGACGAGAGAGGAAGGAGGCGGGAGCUGCGCGCUUGGCGCCCCCUUGAAGGUCGUUUGGCAUCUUCCAUUCAUUCCGUCUAGAGCUUCGCCACGCUGCCUCAGAAACAACCGCUGGGCUUUAAAAAUUAAAUUUUAAAUUAAAAAGGAGGAACAUUCUCUUCCUCUGAGCUCCCAAAAACGUCACCCCUUCUUGGCAACGGAGCGACAAGAGCCCGGAGCGAGCGAGGGAGAGGCAGCUCUUCUAACAAAGGAGAGACCCCCGAAGGCGGGGCGCGGGAGAAGAAACACCUCAGCUUGGGCUUCUUUUUUCGUGAAGACGGAGGGGGGAAAAGAAGGGACCGGCCACAUUAACAGGUACGGAGUUUGGGGAGGGGGUCGCAGAGAGAUAGCCUCGUAGGUCCCCUCCCUCAUCUCAGCCAUUCACCCUCGGAAGGACACAUGGCCGGCGACAGGAGAGAGCGGCUUUCUAGCUGGCGCAUGUUGGGCGUAGGUGCUUUUGGCCAAAGAGGUCGGGGGCUCCUGGACGCCUGAGGGAAAGGCUCGCGGAAAUGGCGAGAAGAGGCGCCUCGCCGCGGCCCGGGAGCCGCGUGUAGCCGCAUGGCGAGGGGCUCCUCGCUGCUUCUUGUCGGGUCUGCUCGUGAGGAGACCCACCCCAGCCAGCCCCCCCACUUUCUUCCCGCCUUCGCUUCUCGGGGUAGCAGGCAUUCUUCUCCCGGGCUGCGAAAAAGACCCGCACGUUUUGGUCUCUCUUUUCUUUCUCCAUUAUGGGUGGAGGGAAAAAGGCGCGUAGGAAGCGAAUGCGUGUGACUCAUGCGCCGCACUUAUUUCCACCUCUCUGAGGGGGGAGGGCGCCACCGUAAAUAAACACACACACACACGCGCGCGCGCUAAAUGAGACCCUAAUGAAACAGUUUUAGCAGACCUAGGUCACUGUUCAGGCUGAGGCACAAACCACGUUACUAGAAUGUAGCCCUAAUAAAAAGAAGCGGGCUUGCUCCAAUAUAUAAACGGAUUUGACGGCUGGCAACCUUGACAUGGGGGAAAGAAGGGGAGCGAGCAGGGAGAGUGAAAUUCGUCUUUGUCCUCCUCACUUGGCAAAAGGUUCCACCUGAAAUGGUCCCUUCCUUUCUUCCAGAAGCCCCUCCCCCUGGUUUAUUUAUUUAUUUAUUUAAAAAAUGGAAUUGGGUUUCUGAAUUGCUGGCAAGCUAAAGCUGAUACUCUUGAAAGCCAAAAAUAGGGAUGUUGGUGUACCAAAACCAAAAGAGGGACACUUUAAAUGACAUGCGGGAUUUUUUUGAAUGGAACAUAUUGUCACUGAUCUUCCUCCUCCUCUUUUUUAAGGCAGUUGACUUGUCAGCUGCUUAGGUACAUUUGCUGUGGGUGUAUUUCUUAAUGCUUCACUGCAUUGGCCCUUUUCACCACAAAAAGACUUUGUCCCAACCUUGCUUGUGGCCCACUCAGGUCUAAAUCAUGCAUGCCCUGAAUAAAAGAUGUUGUUGCUUUCACAGGAAAUUCAAAUUUGCCUUUUUUUUUUAAAGAUCCAGUAGUUUCACCCGCCCCCUCCACUCCACCCCUUUAAAGCUCCACUGGAACAUUUUUGUGCCUUUUUCUUUUUAAGAUAACAAUCAUCUGUGCAACAUUAAAAUGCUGCUACUCUGCUCUGACUGAUUCUGUAGGGCUCUGCUGGGUAUUCAAGAGGGAUGCUACAGAUUACUUUGGAAUUAAUUAUCAAUUUCUUACGUCACUUGGCGGUAUUGUAGUCCUUGUGCACCACUUGGAGACUGGAAGUUAACCGGCUUAUAAUUUGUUCAAAUAAGUAACCGCUACACUAGGGAGUACAAGGUUAUGCUAGGAAUGCAGGCCUGAUUCCAGCCUACAUCUGUAUAGAGGUGACAUCUUUUCCAAGUCUUGGUUUCUCUCCUAGAGAGGCUUUUUCUCUGUUCUAUUCUUCUCUCUCUCUCUUGUGGUUAGCGCCUUUGCUUUUUUUUAUCACACACCAUCAGUGUCCUUUCUGCCAUAAACCAUUUGUUCACAAAGCAGAGUUGUCAUACAACCUGUUGCUAUCACUGAUUGCCUCCAUGGGCAGGGUGGGGAGGAAAGGUUGUAAAUGCAGAAAUACUGGGUGAUGUCCUAUGAAUUCCUACAGUAGGUCCAUUGGUUACAGUGGGUCUGCUUUGAGUGUGACUAAACAUUGUGUAGCGCCCAUUAUAACCACCAUACUCAUUAGUAUUAUUAGCUUAAAUUCAAGACAGAGUUAAACUUGCUGAAAUACGCUGAAAUCGGUGGAGUCCCAAUUCUGUGCUGGAUUUAGGCUAUUAAUAUUAUGAUUAUUGGCAUCGUUGUCUUCAGCCUGCUUAAACAUGCCAGAUUAUCAUUUGAUUAUCCUGCCUCCCACUGGUCUCCUUCUGCUCCUUUUAUUGCCAUUUUAGUCAGGCCUCUUUUAUCCUUGAAAAAAGUUGCAUCUUUUAUGGUGAAUUUCACCUUUCCCUGCCUGAUUCAUUUCAAAAAGAAUGCUGAAUUUAUUAUUUAUAUUUAUUCUUGUGGUGCAGUGGUUAGAGAGUGUUGGACUAUGACCCGCGAGACCAGGGUUCAAAUCCCGGAACAGCCCCUGCGCCUGCAGAUGUAGUAAGCCAGGCUUACCAGAUUCUGAAAUACCUUCUAAAGAUCACCCCCACCACCUGCAACACGAUGAAACCCAGAGUCUAAAGUUACUUAACUGCUCCAUUGCUCAUAUCUAUCCUGCCUGAAGAUCUUUGGUGAAAGAAAGGCAAGGUAUAAAUAUAAUAAAAUGCUCUUAAAGAUGUCCUGUUGGACUCUUUGGGAGAGGGGCCUAGCCACUAAACUUUACAUCAGCUUGCUAACACUGAAAACUGAACUUUGAUAAUGGAGUAGUGGGUGGGAAAUGGCUGUUCAGUUGAAAUCCACCACCAGAAAUCCACCAACAUGCUUUUCUUAGAACGGAAGGGUAAUUUUCAUAACGCUACUUGAUGCCACAUAGUUUAUCUCAUCUAUUUAAAAACGAAAACAAAGACAUUUGUGUACGUACAGAGAAGAACAUGUUAAUCCACAAUGUGGCUCUCAAGUCUCCUCCAUUCCACAACAUGAUUUCUCCCUUCUCCCACUACAUUUUUUGUGAUCAGAGAUAAGAAUGGUGAGGACAUGUUAAUAUCCUCUUUUUGCUAUCGUUUUCUCUCGCUCUUAAUAGUUCAGGCCUAAAUAAAUGUGGGCUUUAAACCACAAAUUGGGCAAGAAAAAAGAUAUUUAAAGCAAUCUUCAGUUGACUCUAUGCUGUAUAAAUAGCCCUUCAGUCCAUAUAUUUAAUGUUCUGAAUCAAAGAAUGAAUAGAAUUUAGGAAGCCAAUGAGCUAGAGGUGCAUGCGGUCUAAAGUCCUAGCAUUAUGGAAGAAUUUUAAUGAUGAUCUUAAUAAUGCAUUUUAAGAGACUCGAAUGAAACACAGUUUGUUUGGGUAUCUGACCUUUACAGUAGCCCUUCUCAAGCCUGAAUUAGCUUUACAUUUUGAGGUGAUGUGGUGAGGGUUUUAUAUUUGUUUACUGUAUGUGUUUUAAAUGUUUUGAUUUUUUUAAAAAAGAUAUUUAUAUUUUUGUCAGCUACCACAUGCAAAUCAUUGCUGUCUGGUCGGUAGAAUGCUCCUUUCAGAAUAAAAUAAUAAUAAAAUAUGUCCAUUUUGCAAAAAACGAGAACAGGAUCAGAGAAAUCGCAUGUGAGCUAAUAAAGAGGAUUUUAAUGAACAUGAAUAUACAUAAUAUUCAGUACACUUCCAACAACCAGUGCAGAAUUAAUUGCUUUUUAAUAUGUCUGUUCUGCCUUUGUGAUCUCCCCACCCCAUGCUUGCACCUGGUCCCUCUCCCCCCGUUCUAUUUUAAACGUUAGGCUGUAAUUCUGUAGCCAGUUUUCUGGGUGUAAAGCCUUCUAAACUCAGCUGGACUACUUCUGAGGACUACAUGCAUAGGACUGCCUGUUAGUGGUGUUUUGAUUUGAUACAGCACAGCAAUUUAUUUUAGUUUGUAGCUGCAUGCUGGCAUGUGUAAUCACAGUGGUUUCUCAUGGUUAUGCUGAGUUAUCAGCACAGGGAUGAAUUUAGGAGCAACAGACCUACCUGGGGCAGCAGACUUAGGUCCCACAGGUCUCAGAGGGCACCUCUCAUGGACUGGCUACUCAUCUCUCCAGUCAACAAGCAAAGCAAAUACUUCACCUUUACUGUUGACAAGCGGCCAGUGUUGCAUUUCUGUUUGUUUGUGUUUGUUUAAUUUGUGGGGAACUUUACGCCACCACUGCUCAUUCGGUGACGUACAUAUGACUGUGAGUGAUUGUGAUCCAGACUCAUGCAUGCAGAUUUAUAGUCUUCUAUGGCAAGCAUGCUCUAUGCAUCAAAGUUAUUAAAUCUCUGCACAUACAAUAAAAAAUAAGGUAUUCAGAAAUGCAGCAAAUAUAUGCAGGGAGCACUACUGAUGAUUCUUGUUCCUGAUCCUUGGUUGAGGUCUCCAUGCCUGGUUGGGUACACUGAAGACCCUGUCCCACCAGCAGGCAAACCCUUCGCAUCCUCGUUUUUUCCUUGAGCUGCAAAUUGGCACUGGGGACAAGAUGGAUAAACAGUCACAGAAGACUGUUACUCGCACGAGUACAACUUCAUGGUUCAGUAUGGAGUUGGGCUUGGUGUUAGCAUAGAGUGCUUAAUAAGCACACCAAAGGCUUCUUCUGUGUUUGGCUGACAGAGAAGGGUUUUCCCCCCAGAGGUUAGAAAAAUUAGCAACAUCAUAUAUUUUUGAGUUCAAUCUGUCCCUUUCCCAAGCCUGGCUAAGAGAAGUUGCAAAGGCGAACUAUGCGCUUGAAUCGAUUUGCAUUUUCUCCCCUUGAUGGUGCAUGGGAUUUGCCCAAAGCUAAAUGCAGCCAGAGCAGUCAGAUUAGAGUUUAAUGAUUCCUGAUCUUUUUAUCAACCUGGUAGCAGUUUCUGAACAUGUGCAGUGUGGUUUGUUGGAACUCUUUCUUUUUUUAAACAGUUGAAUAGAACAUCCUGUUUAUGUCUCCAAACAGAGCAUGCAUGUGUGGCCCGGGGGUGGGUGGGAGAAGUAGGGUUGCAGUAGCAGGCCAGGCCUUUGACUUUUACACAUUCAGUAUACCCUAUGGGUGCGAAAUGAAAGAUCACACCUAUCAGAAAAUUCUCUUUGCUGUUUCGCAGUCCUUUUCAAACUUAGAAAACAUACCCUUUCUGCAUAUAUGCAGUAUGGCUAAUAGGUGAUUCAUCAGUGGCAGUGUUCAAAAUUAGCCAGGCACAUUUUGCACCCUGCUAUCGGUCACUUGCAACCAAGGGAAGCUGCCUGGGCACCAGGAUGGAGCCUGACAUCUCCACCAUCUGGAAGUGCAUGCCUGGGGAUCUUUGGAACGUGACUGUUUUCACACACUAAUACCACAUCCUGCAGAAUUUCUAUCCGUGUAUGUUAUCUGCACAAUCAGAAUGAAUUUCAGGAACCAAAAUGCUUUUUCUGUGCAGCCUGAGCAAGCAGUAAACAAUGUUAUAGUUAAUUGCCAUAGCUUGUCUUCAUUUACCCCACCCCACUGUUCUGCUCAUAGUUGCGAAGAAUAUUCCUACAUUAUGAAUGGUCUGUGUCACCAUUAAGAAAAAGAGGUCGGAACAGGCCAAUAGAUAUGUGGACAGUCCCUGGAUAAAGUGGCUUUUCUUAUUUAAGUUCUCAAAAGUUCUUAACCCAGCUCAAGGUUGUCAUCUGAACUAGCCAGAUGUUUUACUGAUAUCAAUCACAGGAAGUCCAUCAUUUGAAAAAUAAGACUUUAGAGCCGUCUUGCCCCAAAAUGGCAACAUUCCGUUUUGGCGACUGUAACCUUGGUUUAUGGAGCCGUUUGGCGCCAAGCAGCGCUGUGGUCUAAACCACUGAGCCUAGGGUUUGCCAAUCGGAAGGUCGACGGUUCAAAUCCCCGCGACGGGGUGAGCUCCUGUUGUUCAGUCCCAGCUCCUGCCAACCUAGCAUUCGAAAGCACGUCAAAGUGCAAGUAGAUAAAUAGGUACCGCUCUGGCGGUAAGGUAAACAGUGUUUCCAUGUGCUACUCUGGUUUCGCCAGAAGCAGCUUAGUCAUGCUGGCCACAUGGCCCGGGAAAACUAUCUGCGGACAAACCUCGGCUCCCUCAGCCAGUAAAACGAGAUGAGUGCUGCAACCCCAGAGUUGUUUGCGACUGAACUUAACGGUCAGGGGUCCUUUACCUUUUUUACCUUAUAUCUCUUGAGUUUCUAACAAUGAUCAGUAGCGUAAUAAUGGAAUCAUUAUUAUGCCUAAUUUAGGGUUGCCAUAUUUCAAUAUUGCAAACUCGGACACAAAACUUGUUGAGCUUUUUUUGGGGGGGGGCAAAGAUGUUCAGACUCUUCCCCCUCAUCUAUACUUUUCCAGUGGCAAUUAGAGUUAGAGCAUGUUCAAGGCAGUGUUAGAAACUCAGAUAUAUAAGCUAAUCAUUUAUAUAUCUGAGGAAGAAGCCUACAAAGAAAUAGAAGUGCCGAAAGGGUCAGUGCUGGAUUUAUUUCUGAAUAUGUUUGCUAUUUCCUCAGUGAAGCUUUAUUUCCCUUAAAGAAAAGGAUAAUAUAAUCCACUCAGAGCAGAAGUACUUAGAUGGUUAAACAGUUGUAAUAAGCUUUCACUUACUUACAUCCAUGUUAUGAGAUCACAACCCAUUUGAAGACUUCCCUCCAUUUCUUUCUUUUUAAAAAGCGGGUUAUAUAUAACAUUCCUUACUGAACCUUCCUGUUACAUUCAGUGUGUUAUAAGCAACAGUGUUUUUUAAAAAUCUUUUUCCUGUUGCUGAACUUUAUCUUCUAGAAAUUAUCACCUGUGAUAACUUACUUCCUUUCUAGUUCUUGACAUGUGUUUUGUUUGAAAGGGCCAGUUUGUAGAGUUGCUGUGGAACUUAAUAUCUUAUGCUCAUAAUUCCAUAGUCGGUCUCCCUGGUCCUCGUCCUCUUCUUUUCAAAGGUGAGGCUAGGGAGAGGAGGAAACACAAAAGAUAUCACAUGGCAGUCUUUACAUAAAGGAAGCAGUUUAUGUGAAACUAGAGCUCUAGGUCUGAAGGCAUCUCUUAGGCACAUAAAUGAGCCUCUAGCAAGAUCAGCCUGCCUAUGAACAGAAAGAGGAAUCCAGUUUCAGCCUGUAAGCAAAUUGUUGACUUCUAUGGCUGAAGCUAGUACCCUCUAAAAAGCCCAGCUUUAAAAUCUACCUGAACUCAGGUGGAAACAGUCCAAAGGAAUGGAGGCUGAAAGUCUUCCCCCCCCCUUUUUUUAAAAGAAAUGAUUUUAAGAGACCCCAUAAGGGUCAGUGUAGGGUACCAGUUAGAGUGCUGGACUAGGACCUGUGAGACCAGGGUUCGAAUCCCUACACUGCCAUGAAGCUCACAGGGUGACCUUGGGCCAAUCACUGUCUCUCAGCCUAACUUACUUCACAGAGUUGUGGGGAUAAAAUGGGGAGGGGAGAACCACAUACACCACUUUGAGCCUCUUGGAGAAAAGGUGGAAUAUAAAUGCAAUAAAUAAAUAACACCUCCCAAAUUCCUGUCCUUACACUUUUAAUAGCCUUAUAAAUCAGUUUUUUUCUCAUCACAUUUCCCACAGCCAGACAAAGAUAAGAUGAACAUUUAAUAAGUAAUGCUUGCUAAUAGUAUUAUCACUAAUUAGUUCAAUGGCACAUUUUAACUGUACAAUAGUUGCUGCCAUCAUUACUACUACAGUGGUACCUCAGGUUACAUAUGCUUCAGGUUACAUACGCUUCAGGUUACAGACUCCACUAACCCAGAAAUAGUGCUUCAGGUUAAGAACUUUGCUUCAGGAUGAGAACAGAAAUCGUGCUCCAGUGGCGCGGCGGCAGCAGGAGGCCCCAUUAGUGGUGCUUCAGGUUAAGAACAGUUUCGGUUAAGAACGGACCUCCGGAACGAAUUAAGUACUUAACCCGAGGUACCACUGUACUUCUUUCUUUCUUCUUUGCCAAUCAGUCGUAGCCAAGUAAGAUUGUCUCCCAUGAACAUAGUGAGUCCGUAAGUGACUGUGGAGGCCAAUUCUGGAUCCACACGUCCUUCCACAGUGAGGACAUAGGUUUCCGGGUCGGAGUUGAUCAUGGUGAGGAUUUGCCAAAUGUGCCUUCCUCUUCGUUUGUUUCUCCCUUUCGUCCUGAGUUUGUGCUUCUCCAAAGUCCAUUACGCCUUUGGUCAAGGCCGUUCUCCAACUGGAGCGCUCACAGGCCAGUGAUUCCCAGUUGUCAGUGUUUUAUACUACAUACCGAAUUUAUCAGCUACUUUCUCCAGGUUUGAUGUACUUUUAAAACAUGGGUUUUAAAAAUGAGCAGCUGGAACUGCUUUAGAAAUGGUAACAAAAUUAUAAUUUUAAAGAAUACUUGUAGAAACAAGAUUUUCCCUUCCCUAUGAAAUAACGUUCCAUUGGGAGGCCAACAUGUCCAGGGCAGGUGGCAGGCUUCAGUCAUGUCCCAGCCCAUUUCUGUGGACAGAAAUGGCAAAGCCAUUAUGAGUGGAAUUAUUCACCCAAACUUUCAUUAUCUGGAAAUUAUAAAACAGGCCUUUAUAGCACUGACCAGCUAAGUCAAAUGUAAUCCUCAGACAGAUAUUGUAACCUGCCAGCAACUAGGCAGUCCCCCUGUUCUUACAUUACCUGUCAGGCAGCGAUACCCCAGCGGACUGUCACACAUAGCUGGUACUCAGCUUGGUGAGUUGCAAUCCACUUAAUGAGAGUCAUCAAAACGAACCUCUGAUAUAGUUCCUCUUCUUUGCAGAUCUGCAUAGAUCAGCUAAGAGGUGACUAUGUGUUUGUGGGGGGGGCAGGAGUGGCCACACCCACUUCUGACAUGUGACCACCGGAUGUUUGGUCAAGGAUUAAUGUGGCCCUUCGGCCAAAUAAGGUUCGCCUCCCCUGCUUUCCACUGUUGAUGGGAUUUUUAUCUCCUUACCUUCCCCCUGCACAAUUGUCUCUUUUUAAAGGAUUAUUUACAUAGGAUUUUUGUCUAUGCUAAUAUGCAGCCUGGCAACACUCCAGGUCUGUAGAGUAAAUGGUGGCCCUGCCCUAUCUAUAUUAAACAGCAGGUGCAGUCCAGGAAAAAGCAUGAUGGCGUUACAUGUGCAACUGCAUCCAGAGGAACUGCAUUUGUUGUAUUGGGACUGGAGAGACAUGGGUUAAAAUUCCCACACGGCCAUAAAUCUUACCAGGUGGCCUUGAAACAGUCUCUUAUCUCUCAACCGAAGAGAGUUAUUUUGAGGAGGAGGACAUGUGGGAGAGAAGCAUGGCAGCUGCCACAAAAAGGGCAUGGUGUAAAUGUAAUCAUUAGUUGUUAAGAGUGCAAGCGUUAAUAAAGUUUUUUCACCUCAUACAACCUGCAGUAAUAUUUAAUUUCAUAAUUUCACAUUUCUCUCAAAGUAUGUACACAUGGGAGUAGAUCGCUUUGCAUGCCGAAUGACAACCUUGAUUAUACAUUGUGCAAAAUUAAAUACAACUAAAUGGGGAGGAAGAAUCUCUCUUAAUCUUUCCCAAAGUUCUCAGGCUGCUAUUUGUCUGUCAACAAUUAUCAUCAUCAUCAUCAAACCUAUAUUGGCACCACAUACAAACAUUCAGAAUAAAUAGGCCAGUGCAAUCUCAUCGCCGUUUCAACAGUACAGUCAUUUGCCAAAGGGAAGAAGAGGCGAGCAAUCUAUUUCAUCUCUGUGGGUCUCCAGCAAGGGCAGGAUCCUGUAGCAUACUUCGGCAACAAAAAAUCAAAUAGAGGAACUUAGCUACUGUCUUGGUGAGCUCCUGGUAAUAAGAAGCAUAUAGCCUGUCUCUGGUUUCCAUGUUGGAAUACAUAGAUAGUUUAGAAAUUGUCAAGAAUUAUAUACUGAUGGUAGAAAUAUACAAAUGCCAUUUAGAGCAUUCAGAUCACCAAUCCUAGAGAAAGUCCUAGUACCAAGUUAUGUGUGUGUGAGAGAGAGACACUUGAGAGGUUAUUGUUCAUUUUCUUAUUCUGACUUUGAACUUUUUCUUUUCUUUUUACAGGUUUUCAGGCUCACAUUACAGGUGCUACUGAUCUCUAAAGACCAAGUAGGCUUCAGAACAGUUCACUAAAUCACGAUGCCUUUCAAAGCAGGCCUAGAAUUAACUGAGAUGCAGAAUAUGACAGUUCCUGAGGAUGAUAACAUCAGCAAUGACUCCAAUGAUUUCACAGAAGUAGAAAAUGGCCAGAUGAAUAGGUGAGUAGUUUUCCACUGCCCCAGAUUUACCAUGUGAAAACACGCUGUUUAAAAACAGUGUUUCUGACUUGAAACACAGCUCAUGAAUGAUUCAUUACUGAGUCAUGUUCCAUUUGAGAAUGUGAUUUGAAUUUCAUACCCAGCCUCUGUUGGGCAUUGGCAGUAAAAACAUAGUGUACCAAUUUAUUCAACCUUUAAAUUUUGGCAUAUUUAAUACAAAUGUAUUUGUAUUUGUAACCAACCAACCCCACAACUCAGCCUGGUCAUCCAAAGCACAGCACAAAGGAAAAAGAAAAAGCAACAACAUUCAACAUUUGGGAUUAGCAUUACACACUAUCUUAGAUGUCUCUGGGUCUUUGACUACUUUUCAGUAGCCAAAAUAGUGGUCAAAUUGGUUCCAAACUAAAACAUGGUUCAGAUGAUCCAUUUUUCUUAGGUUUGGGGCAUAUGUAAAAGAGUAAACUUCCGUGUUGUGCAGGAUUUUUCAUUAAUUUGGUUUACACUGAGAUUUGGGCAUCUUCAAGCAAGAUUAUUUAUUACUGCAUAUCAUUGCAUAUUGCACCAAGCACCAGUUUUUCUGCUGCUGAACUUGGUGCAGCAUGCAUUCUUAAAUGAACGUGCUUGAAAGUCCAAAAAUCUCAUGUAGGCCAACUUGAUGGAAGAAUGCUACAUCAAGGAUAACCCACCUGCUUUCGACAGCACACUGUACCAUCUCUUGUUCUAAAGCAAAAUUACUUGGACUCCGUAUACAUGUUCACGAAGACCAUGCAAAAUAUCCUGGGACUGUGCCUCUUCAGAACAUGGGUGAGAGGGUUGCUUAAUUCAUAGCACUGGUUUUGUCUUUUAAAGCCCUUCACAGCUUUGGACCAAGUUAUAAAGAACCUCCUGUCUUGGUACGUGCCUACCUGUACAUUAAGAACUUCAGUGGAUCAUUCCCCCCACCCCCAUCAUUUUAGGUGUGGUGAGUAGUUACCGUGGAGAGGACCCUCUUACUUGUGGAGUGCUCUCCCCAGAGAUGUUUGCCUGACUCCCAUUUUACUGCCCUUUUAGUGCCAGCCAGGCAAAUAUGCUUCUAAUUUCCCCAAGCUUUUUAGAUACAGUUUCAAUCCUACUGCCUGUUUGAUGCUGUUUUUGCAACAUUGUGGCCUUUAGCUUAAUUGCGUAUGCAUAUUUUGUAUGUACAUUUUAAUUGUUCCAGUAUUUUUGUAAACCAGGCUGCAAAUAAGACUGAACCCUAACCCUACCACUGACAAAAGAAGAAGCAGCUCAGCUCACAGAAAACUAGCAUAUGAGAAAGAAAGGUUGUAGACGAGGCUUCUCUUAGCUGGGCUAGUGUUGUUUUCUUUGCACUGUAUAGCCUGUGUGUGUUUACAUAUACAGACAUACACAAAGGGUAGAGCAUUCAGCAUGUAUUUCUCCACCUGCAUUCUGAAGUGCUACAGUCCCAGGAGGUCUUGAGCUGUUUAUUACGUUUGAGGCAAGCAGACUGAGAGCUAAAUAGGUCAAAUGCUUCUCAGGUCCAUUUUGAGUCAGGAUAAAAGCUCUGUUUUCAAUAUACACACAUACAUUUUUACCAUGCCUUGCUGUUUUAAUGGCUUGAUUAACUGUUACAAAUGUUGCUAGCUUAUUCUAGCAAAUAAGAAAGAAAGAAACGCUUUGCUUACUGUUGUAACCUCAGAUCUCAAAUGUGCACCUAAUAUAAGCUGUGUGAAUGCAGUAUCUUUGCUAAAUUGCUUUAGAGGGAGAAAUGUAGAAUAAGAAAUCAAAAUGUAUCAAAUUUUAUGAAAUGCCAUUUUUAAGCAAUCUGAAGAAUGCAAUAUUUUUAACUGUAAUGUUUUCAUUAGUUCAAGUUGCUUGUUCAUAUAUUUUCUGGCCCUAAUCCAGCAAAAGUUCGUUAUAACUGAGGCUGCAAUCCUAUGCACACUUCCCUGGGAGUAAGGCUGAUUAAACACAGUGGACUGAUUGCUUCUGAGUAGCUAUGUACAGGAACGUAACUUCCAUAGACUGUUUGAUGAAGGAAUAACCCUAUAAGUUUUAUUGAAACUAAUGGAAGAAGUUAGCUGUGACUAAUUAAAGCUCCAUUGUUUUCAGAUUUAAUUGCAUGGAGGCCAUGGUGUUUAAUAUGGGCCAGUUAAACUUGUCAUACAUGCAUAUCUACCGUAUAUACUCGAGUAUAAGCCGACUUUUUCAGCAUAUUUUUUAGGCUGAAAAAGCCCCCCUCGGCUUAUACUCAAGUGAGGUGGGCAGCGGUGGAGGGACAAGCAGAGAGAAAGGAGCCCUUUCUCGCCGCUGGUCCUGCCACCCGCCUCUCACAAGGGCAGGCACUGGAGCAGUGGUUAGGAGAGGCAUAGUGGGCACCUUGGAGGCUGAGAUGCACCUCAGGGUCAGCGGGAAGGGUUUGCUUUUGGCUCCCUUGGCUGCAAGCCCUGGGCUGCAUCUUUCUUGCCAUGUGGGCACCUCCCCUCCUGCGAGAAGUGAAUUCAAUUCUCCCACCUUUGAGGGAGCUUGAACUGAAGCCCUUUGAUAUGUGUAUAUCAAAUGUUUUCAGACCAAAGGCUGGGUGAACCAGUGGGGUAGAGAGGUCCUUUUGGGGAGGGGGGAAGCACCUGUGUUCUGUUGUCAUCGCUGCUGGAAACGUCGGGUAAGAUAGCACCAGCAUCCCCUUUAUCCAUUGAGAAGAGGUUUCCUCAGCUUAUAUUUGGGUCAGCUUAUACUCAAGUAUAUACUGUGCUUAGAGAUAAGUCCUGCUGAGCUUAGUGCACAUAGAAUUGCAGCCUUUAAGUCCCAACUAAUUUCAGUAGAGAAGUGAAACUUGUGCUUCACAUUCUUCCAUUGAAAUAAAUGGAGCUUAUAUGUCCUUGCUUUUGGUUUUUCUGUUCUCAAGGACUGGAUCCAGAUUUGACCAUGCUUAGAGUAGAUCCAUAAAAUCAAUGAGACUUGAGUUAGUAAAUCCCAUGUACUUAGCUGGAUCAAACGCCAAAUAUGUAUGGCAUGAGCAACAUAAAUCCUGGUGGCAAGCACCCUAACAUUACAGAAAUAUAUUCAGUAUAAAAGUAUAAAUAAAAUUUAAAAAUAAUGAAAAACAAGAUUUACAGUGCAGUCCACAAAUGUAUUUUUAAUGCCUAUAACUGGAUCACACUGAAAUCCCAUCUCAUCCAGCAUUUGAUUUCCAGCUGUAGCUAGCCUUGGUUCACAAGCACAAUGAAUCGCAUUAGCAAGCAGGCGAACAUGGAGUUCAUGGCCUAUCCUGAGGGUUUGUUCCGUCCAUGUUUGCCCUCCUUAUGGUCUUUUUGCAAGCAUCUGACUGGCCACUCUGGUGAAACAGGAUGCUGGCCUUGAUAGACCUUUGGUAAUACCACCUUUUAAAAUGGAGGGUCUGUUCAGCUAUAUGGCUAAGGGCAUUCAGUAGAGCUGUCCUCUGUGAAUUAGUGUAAAAGCAGUGGUGCCCUCAGGGUAGGACCUCAGGGCAGAUGCCUGGGGUGUCAUUCAGCAAAUUGAGCAAGAAGACCCCCAAACAGAGCAGGGCUGGGUUGCUGCAUUAUCAAAAAGCCACUAUUCAAAGAGAGAAGCCCCCAUAAGACAAUUGAAGCCAGAAUCUAAAAUUACCCAGCAGAUUACUGUUUUAAUAGUUUUUAAAUCCCUGCAACAACCUAAACUAGUCUUCCUUCCUUAUGGCAGUUUAUAGGAGAGCUGAAUCCGGCUCUGUACGUAUAUACUUCCCAGACUUAAUCAUUCAUGCCUAUCCCUUUUUGUGUGUGUUUUCUUUUCUGUGUGUACCAAUCCAUGCUGUUAUCUAUAUGAUUCAUUUCCUUAUGGCCCAACCUUCUUGUACAACUGGGUUCUAGGUAGCUUAAUUAAAAACAAUACACACCAACUCCAUAACAGCUGCAGCUCAAUAAUAGCACUAACGUAUGUUCCUCCUGUGUAUGCUGUAAUGCUAAAGAAAAUCCUGUUUGUUCUUUUUCAGUAAAUUUAUUUCAGACCGCGAGAGCAGAAGAAGUCUAACCAACAGCCACUUGGAAAAGAAGAAAUGUGAUGAAUAUGUAGGUUACCCUCCUUGCCCUCCUUGCACAAAGAGCCAGCCUGAUGCCCUCCAAAAGCUGUUGGACUACAACUCCCAUAAUCCUCGAGCACCCGCCAUUCUAUCUGGGGCUGUUGGGAGAUGAGUCUAGCAACAUCUGGAGGGAACCAUGUCUGCUACCCCUGUCCUACACACAGGGGUGCUCACAGAUCUCCUUUGCAAACAAGAGGCUUGCUGUUCACAUCAGUUUGUGGAACAGCUCACCCACAUUUUAUUUAUUACAUCAAUAUUCUCCCUUCUAAAGAGCUUAAGGCAGUGUGUGCAAUUCUCCCCAACCUCGAAUGUCAUCCUCAUAACAACCCUGUGAGGUAGGUUAACCUAAAAGAUAUUGAGUAACCCAAGAUCACCCAGUUAGCUUCAUGUGGCUAAGUCAGGGCUUGAACCCGGGUCUUCAUGUUCCUAGUCCAAACAUUUUACUACUACACCACACCAAACUCUUUUGAGUUCCACUGAUGUGAAUGAUUAAGCUCCUUGCUAGAAGAGGUCUCUGUAAGUACAGAGUUCUCUUGUCCUGGAGGAAGGGCUGUGUGGGACGUCACCACCCAUCUCUCCACUGGCAGGAAGUCAGACUUUCAUGAGGGUAUACCUGGUGGGCAGAGCAGCCCCUUCACCAGCUCAGCUUCCUGUGAGCUCCACUGUAUGUUGCUCUUGAUGGCAGCUCCAGGCAGGAACACCAUUUAGGAAGGCAUUUUCCUUUGUCUUCAUUUGUUUGUCUUUCCUGGAUCCUCUUUUCUCUCCCCCAUCUGCUGCUUUUUCGUUUCCUUCUGGCUCCAUAGACCUCUCCUUUCCCUUCGCCCAGCAUCCAUUUUCUUUUGGCUUUUGGGGCCUACAGCCCUUGGAAGCCUCUGGACAUCCCGGAGGGGGAGAGCUUUGGAAAGGGGUGGAACAUGGCAGAUGGGGCUUUGCCCAGGAGGAGGUCCAACAGGCCAACGAGCAAUCCCAGGCAGUAGGCAAUGCCUCUUAAGGCCUUUCCUGAGCAUAAGCCUCCCCAAGAGAGUUUUCCCUUUUCUAGAAGAGUUCAGUUAGAACAUCUUGCACGAAUGGCAGGUUCCUGGGGCCUCAGUGUGAAAUUACGGGUGAUAUUCAGUCUAUUUGAUUUCAAUGCAUCUACUGAAUGUAUGACUUGGUUGGGUAUCAUCCUAUGUUCUCUCGGUUACUUUCGUGGCUUUUCAGUUACUAAUAAUUCACCUCUUGCCACUGUACCCAAGUGGGCAAAUAAUCAAAUUAUCUGACUGAAGGGAAAGGGUCGGGAUGAGAAAGUAUAUUCAGAAAAAAAGCAUAGGAUGCUUUUCAAAUAUGCUGCAAACCAUAGGAAGCUUUAUUCUUUUCUUUUAAUUCAACCUGUACAGAUUCCAGGCACGACUUCAUUGGGAAUGUCUGUCUUCAAUCUCAGCAAUGCCAUUAUGGGCAGUGGAAUAUUAGGUCUUGCCUUUGCGUUGGCCAACACAGGAAUCCUGCUCUUUACGUAAGUCAUCAACAUGCAAAAGGCCUUGGGUAAAUUUUCACUUUGACACAGACAUCAGUUUGGAGUGAGUGUUAAUGUUCAUACUCCAUUUGUAUGCUGUUUUAAUAAAUGAAAUAAGCUGUUAAAAACCAAGUGUGCAAUUCACAUACAACUUAAAAGGCAGCUGUUUAACAUUCAGGUAGCCCAACACACUGGUGUCUAGUUUCUUCCUUUUCACCUUCAGAUUUAUUUCUGUAGGAGUAAGGCAGAAGAUUGCAUAGAAUCCCAAGCAACGGCACUUUUUCCUAAGGCUAAAGCAUCUCUCAGAGAACAAAUGCACUAUUAAAUGGCAUUAUUCUUAUCUGAUUUCUGGGGGUGAUGUUCAACUAAGUUUUACUCAGACAGACCUAUAAAAAUUAAUGGCACUGACAUUUUCAUUAAUAUCAAUGGAUCUACUCUUGAGUUACCUAUCCUUAUGAAAUUGUGUUUAGGUGAUCAUAUAUUAAAAUCACAGCAUUGAAAACUAGCACAUUUCAGAGAAAUAGUUCUCAUUCUGAGCCAGCAAAAUUAUACCCCAUAAUAAUAUUUUGAAUUAAAACAUGUAGUAGGUUAGUGCAAAAAUGCUUUAAUGCUAUGAACAACAGAGGCUUCAAUUCCUAGCAUACUUUCUUGAAAGCAAGUCCCAUUGGAUCCAGUGGGUUAGACUCAACCUGCAAGUGUUAUUUGUGGUGGGUUCUACAUUUAAGGUUCUCCAUGAGAAACAUCAGGUUCCUGAAUUAAGUGCCUUUAGACAUUUCUUAAACAUUGUAAAUAAUAGGAUUUUAUCUUUGUUCAGUAUCUAUUAAUCUGUACUAGAAGAGUUUGGAUUUUGGAUUUGAUAUCCCGCUUUAUCACUACCCGAAGUAGUCUCAAAGUGGCUAACAUUCUCCUUUACCUUCCUCCCCCACAACAAACACUCUGUGAGGUGAGUGGGGCUGAGAGACUUCAGAGAAGUGUGACUAGCCCAAGGUCACCCAGCAGCUGCAUGUGGAGGAGCGGAGACACGAACCCGGUUCACCAGAUUACGAGUCUACCGCUCUUAACCACUACACCACGCUGGCUCUCAUACUAGACUCUCUAUACUAGACUUUGACCUAUACCUAGGGAUGUGCAGCAGAUUCAAACAAAUCCCAAGCUGAAGUGGGAUGCCUCUGAGGAAUUCUGAGCUUGUCUGAGGUGAACUGGGAUAAAAGUUGUCUAGAGUUGAAGCACAGUUUCCAACCCCUCAAAAAAUCCAACAAACAUUGGUGAUUUGCAAGCCCAAAAAAAGGAUUUAAAGAAGUGAAACUCAUGAUUAUGAGCUUACUACAGGCAUAGGCAAACUUGGCCCUCCAGAUGUUUUGGGACUACAACUCCCAUCACCCCAAGCUAACAGGACCAGUGGCCAGGGAUGGUGGGGAUUGUAGUCUCAAAACAUCUGGAGGGCCAAUGUUUGCCUAUGCCUGGCUUACUAUAUAAGGAAAAUACUUGGGGAGGGAUGGGUGGAGCAAUGCAAGGGUGGGGAGAGGGAGAAGGUGGUGCUUUGUCAUGACUGAUAGGUCAAGCUUGUAAUCAGAGGGAAUUGUUUUUCCCAGACUCUUCCAUACCAGUGCUCCCUACCUCUACCCUUAAAUCAACUUUCAAGGUGCUUAGCACAAAAAUCACUGGACCAAUCUGUCGCAAUUUGGCACUCCUUUCUCUCUUCUGGCUGCAAUUUUCCAACCAGUUGCCCACAAAACACUAGAGGAGAUUAAAUUAAUACAUUUUCUUUUUUUUACACCCCCAAAGCUGUAAGGCUGUCCUUGUGGAAAAACCGCUGCUGCUGCUGUCCCAGUAUUUGGCAGGAUGCAUCUCUUCAUAAUGGACUACUAUGCAAAUUUCAUUCAAUUCUGCCAGAGAGGGUGGGGAAAACAUUAUAGCCAUUUUAACAUUUCCCAAUAAUGAAUGCUUAUUAGAUGCAUUUUGGAAAUCCAUCCAUAAUGUUUGCCUUUGGUCAUUGGUAGGUCCCAACUCAUCAUUUGAGAAUUCUUAUCCAGAGCAAAAAUAUAUUCCCUCCAUAUAAGUUCCAGUAUCUUAGCGGCAUCUGAAGGAGCAAACCUGAAAAGUUUUAAUUGCAUAUAGGAGUGAAUUACUUAAGCUUUAAGUAAGACUUUAGGUGUUAGAAACACGGGUUCUUUCAAUCUUCCAGAAGUGCCAAAGAGAUUAAAGGAACAUUGCAGUAACUUCACAGUCUAAAAAAAACACACCUUUGUGAAGCACAGUUUUACAGCUUCCCUGAAAAAGAUGUCUCUUGUAAACAAGACAGAUUUUAUUGAUUAAAGAUGGAGCCGUGCCCACCCUCGAAAAACAUAAAAAUAGUUUCCGCUCCAGAGACAUGUUUUAUAUAUAUAUUUUAAUAAAGUUUGAUUUUUGAAAAGUAGUUUAGAACAUCCUAUUAAUAUGACCAUAGAGAAGAAACCAGACUGUGGUUGAAAUCCUGUGUACAUUUUCUUGGGAAUAAAUCCUCUUGAAUACAGUGGGGCUUACUUCUGAGUAAAUAUGCAUAUUGUAUUGUGUGGGCAGAUUACAGAGAGAAGGAGCCUUGGGCAAGCCUUGUUGAAAUGAAUGUGAACCAGAUUAAAAUUAAUAGUUUAUUUCAUGGGCAGGAGAGCUUCUACCUGAAAGGCACCCUUUGCCACUACAUUGUUUUUAAAAAAUAAAUUCCAGUACUACACUGGAGAAAUUCAAGAAAUUCAGUAUGUGCUACUCAGUACCCGGAGUCAUUGUUGAGUAUCUAAUAUUUGUUACAAAGGAACCACAAACUGCUUCGCACUCAAGGAUGUUAGGGGGUUUUUUAACACUGUAACCCAAAAAACCAAACAACACCAAAUCUUUGUUUCCAAGGGAAGCUGUGGCUACAUUGCAGUGUAUCAAAAGCUGGGUUACUAGAGCUACAGCUGUUGGAAUGAAGCUUUUUAAAAAACUGAGCUCAAGAAUCUACCCAGAAUAUUCAAGGUGAUUCACACAUUUCCAGAUCACAUAGGGAGUGAAAGAAUGAAUUGGUUUGGCGGGUGGGGCAGUCAAUGAGGUUGUCCAGAGAUAGCAAAAUAUCCAGCCCUGAACCUGUUCAAUAGAAAGAGGAACUCUUUCCUGCCAACACCCCCCAAAGUUAAUGAAAGCAGCCAAGGAGAGUCUUCAGAUGUGUUUUCUGCUCUGAAGAAAUGUAAUGUUUGUGCUGACUGUCCUUCGUGGUACCUGAAGCUCUUUUCGGUGGUUGGUCAUGGGGGCGUAGGGUGGGGUAAAGCCAAGCGCCCCCACCCCCAUGCAUUCAGGAGCAUCUCUCCUGGCUGGGGUGAAACUCUAGUAAAAGCUUCCCAGCAGGAGCAUCACUGCCAGUUGCUGGGAUGGGGAGGGUUGAGGCUGUGUGGGCACCCUGGUGGCAGUGCUAGGCUGGCUCUACCAGUGCCCCUAUGCAGCCCCAAGUUCACCACUGCCUCAUCCUUCCCAGUGGGUGACAGCAGUGCUAUGGGAAGUCCUACUGCCCUCCCAUUUAACUACCUCUCUGUUCCUUUUUCCCUGUUGCCACACUUCCUUGAAAACAGCUUGGCUUGCAGGAGAGAGGGGUGAGUUAAGGGGCAGAGAGAGGACUCCUUCCAUUCUCUUCCUCUUGUUUUCUCAUCCUUUCUGCCUGAGGCUAUUUGGAUGAGAGGAAAGGGAGAGAUUGUGAGGAAAAAGGAGAGGGAAGGGUCCUUCUUUGCCUUGUGCGCACUCUCCCCCCCCCCCAUUUUUUCAGCCCCCAAGCUAUACAAAAGCAAACGUAAGGAUAGGUCUAGCAAGUCAUGCUACGUUUUUCAUGUAACAAAUAUUUAGCAAGCCAAGAGCAAUUCGACCACAGGAAAUCACCCUGUGGAACAGACAGCUGCAGGUGACUCACACAAAUGAGCAACACUGCUUUUGAGGGCGAGGAGCUAGUAGCCAGCCUGCUCUCGGACGAAAGACCAUUUCAACCUCAAGAACAGGGCUCAGAUAGAUGAUGAGGUAAAGGCCUUCACUCGCGAUUAGGCAAAAACCACAUUUCAUUUGUAGCCCAGUAUUCUGAGAAAUGGUGGGAGGGAAGUGAGAAUAACUUUAGUAUUUACCCAGUUUAACAAUAAGAAAAUGACCAAAAGCUGCUGACUGGCCAAAAAAAGAAAACUCUGGCCUUCUCUUGGACCUGUAAGCAGCAAACAGACCCAGAGCAGGACUGUUGCUAUCACAUGUCAGCAGCAGGGCUGGCUCAGGAUCCAGCCCCAUUUCAGGAGUUUCCCUUCUGACAGUAGAGCUUCUCUGCUAGCCAACAGGAGGGUCCAAGGAACAACUACGCUCUAUCCAGAUCCAUAGCUGUCAACGUUUCCCUUUUUUAAAGGGAAAUUCCCUUAUUCCAAAUAGGAUUCCUCGCAAGAAAAGGGAAAAGUUGACAGCUAUGUCCAGAUCCCUUCCAGCAUAGCUGAUUGGCAGUUUGAAUUGCCCUGUUACACAGAAUGGAGAGAUAUCUCUAUGCAUCAAGCAGACGUGAAAUUUACAGCAACAGUGGUCAGUGGAAAUGAUGGAAACCCAGUGCUUUUUUUCUAAAAAAAUGUUUAGGGGUACUCUCAUUUUCCUACUCAUAUUCAAAUACUGCCCCUCAAUGAGGCCAAACUUAGAUUCACAAAAUGUUUAGGGGUAUGUGUACCCCUGCGCCGCGCCCCUGAAAAAAAGCACUGUGGAAACCCUAAUGUGUGCUCCAGCACAAAAGAGCACAAGAAGGGUUUUUAAAAGGUUAAGACAACACUAAAUGGCUUUGAACCUGACACAGUCAUUUUCCUGUUCUCCUCAAGUUACCUCAGAAUGUGAUGAAUGCAACCUUAAAUCUCCACCCUCCCUCACACCUACAGCCCAUUCUUAUCUGUUCUCACUAAUAGGUACAAUGCCAUCUAACACUUAACAGGGUAAGAAGCAGCACCUUUGCGUUGCUAGCAGGAAGUAAGAGCUUUGUACACAUUUAAUAUCCCUCAGAAUCGGGUGAAGAACAUUUUUCUAACUUCAGUACAUUGAUGCUAAAAACGCUGAAACUGUUUGAGGGAAGCCUUGUGUGUUGUGAACCAGUUAAACGGCAUUAUCACUUGCACACUUUUUUCUUUUCCAUUUGUGGAAUAAAUAGACAACAAUCAACUAAAGAGAAUGCUCUGUAUGUAUUUACAGAUGUAUUUGCCACAAAAUUAGUUCUGCGGAUUUAUUUUUUUUAACAGUGGUUUUUGACAAGUAUGCUUUUGUUAGCCCUGGUUCAACAUAUGAAACAUGAGAGCUCUUUGGGUGCUGCAGAGUUUUCUCAGCUCCGCGGUGCAUGUUUUGAAUUUGCAGAAAGCCGGCGCUGUUCAUGUUUUCAUACCAUUCCCCGGGUUGGUACUGGCAGUAGUCAGCCUGUCUCAACCACAACCCAUACAGCAAACAAUCGGUUCAUGCUGUUUUAUUGGAAGUCGUGGAAAAUACCAAGUUUAUGCAUAGCAACCUGCAGCAGAUUUUGAGGGCAAGGAAGGACAGCAGAUUAGAAUAUUGUUCCCUGUUCCCCUUUUUACUUGCAAAGACCAUCCUGGGCUUGCCAUGGGGAGCUCAAGACUAGACACCGCAUUACUGUUUUGCAGAAACUACGACUCAGGGCUCUUGAAUAAACAUCUGUGACUAAGCACGAGUCACCAGAGACUUCUUCCUAUCCAAUUCAAACACUGGCCACAGCUACUGAUGGCUUGAACAGAAACAUGAUUAGUAGCAGUUCUUAUUAGCUUAUUUAAAGAACUGCUCAGCCAUUAGGUAAUGUGCUGAAAACUCAGGAAGGACCGUAUCAUGGCUUGGGUUCCCCCAGCCCCCGCAAAGUACAACUUCUUGCAGUUUAGAGAUCCAGUACUAACGUAUUAUGCUAACCUAUGGUUCACCGUUACACGCAUGAGCUUCAGGGUUCACAUGCUCCCCACCAAGACAUUUGUUCAUAUAGCACAGCCACAGAGAGGAGAUCAGAAGCUUUUGCUUCAAUGAACAGUGGCUAUUUGUUGUGUCUGAACCCAGACAAGCAUUAGUUAAGUAAGGUUUAGGGUAACCAUGGUUUAUAAUGCUGUUUCUCUAAACCAGGCUUCCUCAACCUCGGCCCUCCAGAUGUUUUUGGCCUACAACUCCCAUGAUCCCUAGCUAGCAGGACCAGUGGUCAGGGAUGAUGGAAAUUGUACUCUCAAAACAUCUGGAGGGCUGAGGUUGAGGAAGCCUGCUCUAAACUGUGGUUAACACUAACCACAGUUCUUAGUUUGGAUGGGGGGAGGAAUACCUACAUUCAUUUAUUCAUAAAAGGUAAAGGGACCCCUGACCAUUAGGUCCACUCGUGACCGACUCUGGUGUUGAGCGCUCAUCUCGCUCUAUAGGCCGAGGGAGCUGGCAUUUGUCCGCAUACAGCUUCUGGGUCAUGUGGCCAGCAUGACUAAGCCGCUUCUGGCGAACCAGAGCAGCACACGGCAACGCCGUUUACCUUCCCGCCGGAGCGGUCCCUAUUUAUCUACUUGCACAUGACGUGCUUUCGAACUGCUAGGUUGGCAGGAGCAUUUAUUCAUAGGCCUCUUCAAAACCAAUAAAUAUGCAAAUCAAUACAAUGAAAUACAAUUAAAGAUACAAAUCACAAGCUCAAGUGUAAAACUGGGUAGACAUGUGGAGAUAAAGUAGAGGCUAGUCUGGGAAUGGAAGUGAACAUUUCCAAUUUCAUCCUCCCAGCUGCUCCAGUGGAGGGAAGGGGAAGGAGGAGUAUGAAAGCCUGAGGCUUACCUAGGCUUGUUUCUGAUAUACUAAACCUUGCUUUAGCAUUAUAUCUGAACACAACCAUUAUCUGCUACUAGAAUCGAUUUUGCUAAUGGGAGAGGAUGUUUUCUUUCUUAGAGAAAUUCCGCAGGAAUGAUGCUUAUCCAAAGUGGCCAUACAAAGUGGUCUAACAACAUCUGACAGAUGUGCCAGGGACAUUAUUCAUUUCCUUGCUUGAAUACAAAGGACAAUAGUCUGAAUGGAAAUCACUACAAGAGCAUAUAACUCCCAGCUGUGUCAUAUAUUUAAACAUUUUCUUAAUAGGACUCUUGUCUAUUCAGACUAAUUUAUCUUGGUGGCUUGCAUCAAGGUACUAAAUAUAGCUGCAUUUGUAACUAACCACCACACAGUUUUCAUACCAUAUUCAUUUGAAGAGCUUUACACUGCUUGUUCCAAUUUAUGGUACUAAUUUAUUGAGUGAGACAAUUUGGAGAGUCUGGUUUGGGGCAUCUGCUGUAGCAUUAGCCAACACAUGAGCAAUGCCGUCUGUACCCAGGCCUUAAUAAAAGGAGGCCCAACUUUGGCUCAUACCAUAAUACUUGCAAGACACAAAAGAGCUCUUAGAAACUAUAGCUUCCAUUAUAUACCCCACACUUCAGUUGCAUACAAAAUAUGGGAGGUGAUUUUCCCUAUGUAUAUAAAAAUGUACAAAGCUUCUCUUGCCAUAUCACAGCUGUUAUUAAAUUAUUAUAUUUAUAAGGCCCCUUUCAACACACAAAAACGAACUCAGAGUGACUUGCAGAAACAAACAUGAAAAACAAAUAUAAAAACCAGAACAAAAACAUAUUAAGCCACAAUAAUAUGCAUAAAAGAGCAAACCCAACUCAACACCACCUCACCCAAAAUAGGCAGAGAAUUAAAUGCCAAUGGCCAAGUGAAUAAAAAUGUUUUUCCUUGUGCCUUAAAGGGAAGGUGCCAGGUGGUUCUCCCUGUGGAUAGCAUUCCACAGCUUUCCUAGGGGGCCUAGUUUAGGCAACACACCACCAUUCAUUAUACGGUUAGAGAGUUUUGCCAAAACAGUAGCCCUUAAUUGAAAAUUAAAUUUGAAAGUUCUGGUGGCAGUGUAGCUUAGCUAUUGACUUUCCAAUUAACGCAAGGCUAUCCUGUUCUGAGGGCUAAACUGGGGGUCAGAAAAUAUCAUAAUUAUUCUGGUAUUAAAAUUCCCCAAUAAAUCCAUAUGGGGCUCUGGGUUACACAAGGAUGGACAAACGGACAGACAGCACUUCCCAAUUCACCCCACACUUCAGGCACAAAAUUUUGUGACGAAAUUUCUGUAAGCACAAAGGCAGCCAUUAUCCUACUGCUAUGACCACCACUACAUCUCCUCCCACCUCCUUUUGGGGGGGGUGGAGGGGGGGUGACAACACACUACACAGGGUUUGUAACUCUAAAUAUAUUCUGCUUGGAUCAUGCAGCCAAAUUUGCUGGAGACAAAUAACCUAAAACUGAUGGAGAUACACUAUAAAAUCUUUGUCAGCCAAUUAGUUUAGCCACUCAGCAAUACUCUAAAUAAGCAAUUUAAUUGGUUUUAUACUAUACUUCAAGUCAACAACAUUCCUUUCUCAGAUAGUUUGCUGAUGUAAACAGUGAUUUAACAGGGCAACUGCAUAUCCCAUGAGUGCUCUGCUUUAUGAACUUCUGCAUAGGCUCUUGCAGGAAUGGGGAUAACAUUUGGAAAGGGUAAAAUAAUUUUCCGCCCCAGGCCUUUGAUCACUCCACAGGAAGAUGAAUGGCCUGUGAUUUAGAGCUCUGAGUUCGUCUAAACCAGGCAUAGGCAAACUCGGCCCUCCAUAUGUUUUGGGACUACAAUUCCCAUCAUCCCUGGCCACUGGUCCUGUCAGCUAGGGAUGAUGGGAGUUGUAGUCCCAAAACAUAUGGAGGGCCCAGUUUGGGGAUGCCUGUUCUAAGCUAUCAAUUUUUACAGGAAAUAUCUUAACAUCCAUUCUGCUAAUUAAGAAGUCAGCAGUAUUAAUUAUUUUGCCUCUUAACUCUGGUUAACUCACUUUUUCAACACUUUAAUGACAGAAUCAGAAGAAUGACAGUAUCAAAUAAACUUCUAGAAUGGACAGGUGUUUUUUUUAAUUGCAUAUGUGAAUUGGCAAACAAAAAACAAGCAGGAAACCCAUGACGCUCAGGGAUAUGUAUGACGUCUGCUAUGAGCCUGUGAGGUCUCUCUGGCUCCCUCAGAAUCACUGAAGGUGCUUCCAGACAGAGGUUGAUUGUCAAGUCAGUGUUGCUCAUCCGCAUAAAAUUUUGUGCUCUCCACGCAACAUCACUGCCUUCAAAAUGCCAGUCCAUGCAUUUUUACAUUUUACCUUUCCUCUUACCAUGCAAUAUCUGUUAAGUAAUAGCAACCCAUUAUACAUUUGCAAGCACCACUGGCAUGGAAGCCUACUAGCACUGCAGCCUGUGCUGUGAUGAUAUUUAAAUGGGUGGUAUCUUUCCCCAUAUCUCUACUUCCAUUUGCUUGUCACCUGAGCACUACCGAGUCAUUUUGUUUCCAGUGGCUGAAACAAUAUUUCUACUACUGUUUCAAAUUCAGUGCCGUACAGGACCUGGCUUAUUAUAUAACGAUGAUAUAUUUUUCUUUCUUAUUUCCUUUUUUUAUAGGUUGCUUUUGAUUUCAGUGACGUUGCUGUCUAUUUAUUCAAUAAACCUCCUGUUGUUGUGUGCAAAGGAAACAGGUAAUUCAUAAGAACGUUGUACAAUUCAAUAGCAAUGAAGGUGAUGGGGUGAAGUAUAUGGAGAAUAAAAUAAAUGUUUUUGUGCCCCCCCACAUCAGUGCUAUUAUAGUGUGGGGGGGGGACUUUAGUAGUGGUCCUGAAUACAAUAGAAAACAUUAAAUGCACUUUACUUCACCAGAGAAAUUGAAGCCUUGCAGAAGUGUAUCAAAGGAAGCGAUAAUCGAGCCUUCUAUUCAUGAAGGCAGAAACAGACUCAGGUGAGACUGUAGGAAACAGAGCAGAACCAGUUCUUGAUGGAUUGCAUUUUCUGCCUCAAACUCCCCAUCUUGUGCUUUAACAAAGUACCAGAAGAUGGAGGGUAUAAAGACACAGGGUAAAUGACAACAGUGCAUAAAGGAAGUGCAUGUAGUCUCUCGAUUUCCUAAGCUAGAUAAAGGAAUAUUCCUACUGCUGGUGCCAUGUCAACUUAAAGUGUUCUUAUGUAUUGGCUAACCCUAAAGAAAUGUAUCCUUGGUCUGACUGCAGAUCCUUCAGCAUGUCAAAGGAAGCGAACAUUGUUGGAAACAGGAAGGUUCUCUAAUUUUCUGUACAGUGUGUUUCUGAACAGCACCCGUUAGGGAUCAACAACACGAAAGGGUUGUUUCCUUAAUGCCCUGCUUGUGAACUUCCGGGGGCAUCUGGUUGGUCACUGUAUGAAACAGGAUUCUAGACCAGAUGAACCACUGAUCAGAUCCAGCAGAGCUCUUCAAAUGUUCGGUGGUUUAUUGUGCCCCAAGAAUUGUCUUGUAUCAUGUUUUUCUUUUUAACUUUUCACCCUUUUUAAUAUUUUCUUCUCAGAUUGUAAGAUUAUAUCCAAAAAUUAAUUUUUAAAGAAAGAAUUUGAAGUGAAAUAAAAAGUUUGGUGGUUAUACUCUGAGAGGUCAUAGAGCUCAGUCUGCCUAGUUACAUGACCGGGCAAAAAAAAUAAAAAAUGAUGAUGAUGCAAAUGCUAUGAUUGGGCUUUACAGUGCUUCGUGUUCCACUUGUUCCUAGAACUCUCGAUAUUCAAUUUCCUGCUGUUUCAGAUAUGUACAUUUGCCCAAACAUAUUCAGGUUAAAGGAGCUUACUGAAGUGUUUGAACAGAAGCAUUACAAAUGUCAAGGGGGUGGGAGCAAGGAGAUUUCAUUUUGUGUUGAACUCCACCUCUCUAAGUAUAAGUGACAACUUCUGACAUUUUGGAAAUGCAUGAUAAGCUGGAUAGACUACAGAGAUGAACACAGAAUUAUGAAUGGGGUGUGUGUGUAGAUGAGAGUGCGAGAACUGUAAAUGACUUGCCAUUAUUGUAUCAUAUCAUGACUCUUUUCUAACUUGGUUUAACCAGGCUGCAUGGUUUAUGAAAAACUUGGCGAGCAAAUCUUUGGCACCCCGGGGAAGUUUAUUGUUUUUGGAUCCACGUCUCUUCAGAACACUGGAGGUAAAUGCUGUGUGCUUAAAGGUGACCUUUUGGCAUUUUCAGUCUCCCUAGUACCACUGUACUCUGCUCAAACUUAAAUUCUCGCUGCAUUGUAAUAAAUAUGUGUUAGGAAGUAUAUCUAGUGUUUCUGCUGUCUUGGCUAUUUGGAUUCACCUUCUGCCCAUAUGCCCUUGCUCCUCCUUCUGCCAGUUCUAAUAAAGAGACCAGUAUGCUUCCAAGGAUAGAUGGAAGUCUAUCAAUUCCUUUCCCCCACCCUAUUUUUGGGAAACUCUUUCCUAGUAUGGGUCAUGUUAAUGACAUCAUGUGAGGUUUGCUGGCCCAGUUAUUCUAUUUCUAUAGGACUAUCACUGGGUUAUAUUCACUGCAUAGACUGAAGCCUGGAGGCCACUUCAAAUGAGACCUUUUGUACUUCGUUAUGGUUCCUGACUUGAGUACAAAAAAACUUAUGCUGUGUGUCUCAGUUUCAAAUGAUGUAUUUUGAGUGACUUGUCUCUUUAAAAUGCACACAAAUGGUGAGUGGGAAAGGAUUGGGCCACUUCUGAUGCAUAUAUUAAAGGCAUAAGCUACUGACAAUACAGGCAUGUGUCAUUUAGACAUCCAUGUGAGAUACACAAACAGAGGGCAAGUUCAGACAUAAUAUUUCUGGUCCAUUGGAAAUGGGCAAGCAGCCUGAGCAUUCCUGCAUUCCCUUUAUUUUCAGUAAUCUGCACUCAGAAGUUUGGGUGCUACCUGCAAGCCAGAAUUGCAAACCACAGUUUGAUACUGGUUUGCAAUCCUGGCUUGCUGGAAGCAGUUAAAACCAUAGUUUCCUCAUCCAGAUAACAUGGGGAUAUUGCAAUUUAACAGACUAGGCACUCUUCUCUGCAUCUGGGUGUGCAAGAAGAGGAAGAGGGAGCCCUCAAUCUCAUCACUCAUUCACAUGUCAACAUACCACAGUUUAUUGGACCAGCAAUAUUAAUCUCUGAACCCACCCAUAGUGUGUAUUUUGUACUUGGGGAUAUCAUAGCUGAAUAUACAAAAAGACUCCUUUGAAUUGGCCCUGAGGAUAGCACAGAGAAAAACCAAGCACACGGCAGUGUCUUGGCAUCAUGACUGAUUAUGUUCCCUUUCUAACAAGACCUUGUUUUCCCCAGCAAUGCUGAGCUAUCUCUUCAUAGUUAAAAAUGAACUACCUGCUGCCAUAAAGUUCCUUAUGGGAGAAGAAGAAACAUUUUCGUAAGUUUAAUUUGUGGCUUUGCUGACUGGACUAAUUGGUUAGUCGGUCUAAGGCAGGGGUUUAUCAAAAGUAUUCUGUGCUAGAAAUGUUAUAGGCUCCUGUCUUGCUGGUUUUGAAUGCUAGGUGUUACAUCACAACUUUUUAUGGGAUUAGUAAAGGCAGAGAAAUACAAAGAAGCAAAAUAUAAGCCUGAAGUUAUCUAUUCUGUGCUGCUUCAGUUGUUGUUGUUUUUUUAAAAAACUCUAUAAUAAUAAACAAAGCAUUAUUAUUCAAGUUCUUGGGGGGGGUACACCAUUGAGAUAUAAUAUAUACUAAACUGAACAGAAAAUGCCAUUAGGGAAGUGGCAAACCACUCACAGAUAUAUAUUUUUCAUGCUAGAUCAGCCUUCACCAGCCUGGUACCCUCCAGAGGUUAGGACUACAGUUCCCAUCAGCCUCCAGCACUGUGCUAAAGAGACAAACUGAGCAGUUGUAUUCAACUAACUUUUACUUAAGAGCAAACCUGUUACUAGACUUAAGUUAUUCAUGGCCAUUAAUUUCAAUGGAUCUACCCUGAAUAAACCUAGCAGUUUGAAAGCAUGUCAAAGUGCAAGUAGAUAAAUAGGUACCACUUUGGCGGGAAGGUAAACGGUGUUUCCGUGUGCUGCUCUGGGUCGCCAGAAGUGGCUUAGUCAUGCUGGCCACAUGACCUGGAAGCUGUAUGCCGGAUCCCUUGGCCAAUAAUGCGAGAUGAGCGCUGCAACCCCAGAGUCGGUCACGACUGGACCUCAUGGUCAGGGGUCCCUUUACCUUUACCUUUUUACCCUGAAUAAAAGUUAGCUGAGCAUCAGCACCAAUUUCUAAUACCUGACUGGAAGGCUUGCUAUGCUUAAAAGCAGCAGCCAGAAUGUUCCGUAGUGCUCCUUUUGCAAAGUAUAGAGCUUGGGUAGCCAACAUUGUGCUCUCCAGAUAUUGUUGGGCCACAACUCCCAUCAGUCCCUGACAGCAUAGCCACUUGUCAGGGAUGAUGUGAGUUGCAUCCAACAACAUUUGGAGAGCACUCCAUUGGCUACCCUGGUACAGAGAAAUGAGUUAAUGGGAGAGUUUGUACAAUCACCCCUCUGCUUCAUAGGCUGAGAUAUCAACGAGCCUUUUGCCUGCACUUGCGGCCCCUUUAUUCCUUCCUUCAUGCAAUCUGGCAAACCUACCAGGAAGUCUUCCAUUUGCUACAGUUUCCCAUUUCACUCAAACCAGGAAACUAUGGUUAACAGCUUUAGAAUAUGGAUUUUAACUCCAAACCAUUGUUUUAAUAUUCUGUCUUGUUCUGAAGCUGUUGAGUUUCCCAGUUCAGACAAAACAGAAAACUGUAGUUAAUAGGAGACUUUCUGAUUUGUUUGCUAACUCACACAAAGGAAGGAGCAAAGAGACCACAUAUGUGGAUGGGGGGCAGGAUUUGUUCAUAUCUCAGCUUAUCACAAUAGACAUCAUACGCCUAGAAGCAAGGGCUUUUCAUUCAGUGCAUGUUGUCUUAUGGCCACAGCACAUAUUGCAAAAUAACUGUCUGCCUGGUUGAGCAAACCUUUCCUAUGUUGACAGCCUGAGGCAGGUCUAAUGCCAAUUGGCAUGGCUUUGCCCUCCACCCCUGGCAUAGCUCUUAGCACUUGGGCAAUCCUUUUCUUAAUAACUCCCACGAAAAAGUGAUGUUUGCAGACUCCUGUGGCUGAGAUUCAAGAAAGGCAACUUCAUAUUAAUAGCUGUUUACUUAUACCUGUCCUGGGAAACAGUAUCUUUUUGAGCAACUAGUCACUUAAUAGGGGGUGGGGGAAACCCCAACUGUAUAAAAAUAUGAGAAUUCAGGGUAAAAAAAAGUGAUGCUAUCCUGUCACUUUUGAAAAUGUUUUACAGGGCCUGGUACGUGGAUGGGAGGCUUCUUGUUGUAACAGUGACGUUCUGUAUAAUCCUUCCCUUGUGUCUUCUUAAAAAUUUAGGUAAGGAUAGAUACCUUCUUUAGUUUGAAGUAUGGUUCUUAGACUUAAUAUUCAGGGUGUAUUCCAAUCAUGGAAGGCCACAUUCUGUUUCAAGCAUAUUCCUUAGCUCCAGAAUAAACUAUGCACAGGGAACCUUAUAAUAUAAGAAGCCUAAGGUACAAUUUGGUACUGUCUAAUUUACAUCUGGCUGUCUGAACCUGAGACAAAAUAAUGUCGUCGCUUGGUAUUUUCUAUUUCUGACCACUGAUUAUGGCCAAAAAAAGAUUUCUUUCCCCCUGAGGCAAUGUAAAUAAAGUUGGCUAGUCUCUCUCCCUCUUUCUCUCUCGCUCUUUUAAAAAUACUGUUAACAUAUAUUUUGUUCCUAAAAUAAGGGAAGGUUCUGUUAAACAUCACCUUUAAGAAAAGGUGACCAAUUCUACAUAAAGCACAGACUAGUAAACACCUCGGGACAUUCAUUAGUCUAAGAUAUUUUUAAUUGACUUUGACACUCACCAAGCCUGGCUCCAGAACCCUCUUUCCACAGUUUCGCUUUUUGCCAACCCUUCACUCCUUGCUCUGUACGAGGCCUCAGCAAUUCAGCUUUUAGCUGCCUGUUGCUGCCAUGUCUCCAGACAACCUUUCCUUCUCCAGAAGCCAAACUAGUGCACUGAAAAAUGCUCAUUUGUUUUUCAUGGUAUAAUACAUGAUAUUUAACUGGAUUUCUCCAUUCAGGGAAAACCCUAUAGACUUUUCACUGUGUGUUUGAAGACAGGAUAAGAAUGUGACAACAACAUUGUCUUUCACAGUCAAGAACCCUCUGCAAUUCCAUUUGAUGUUUACUCCUUAAUGAAUCAUCUUUCCUCUCGCAAAGAUUGAAUUGUUUGAGCCAGGAUUCUAAAAAUAUAAAGAUAUGCUAUCAGAACCAUUGGUGUUACUCCUGCUUCAACAUGGAGAAGCAUUGUGUCCUUUUGAGUGACACAAAUGGUUGUCAAAAAUAAAAAUCCAAAUGAAAAGCUAACCAUUUAAAAAAAAUUAUUAAAAAAAAAUUUGAUUGGAUUGUUAAAAUGGAAUUUUUUUUUAAAAAUUCUUUUUUUAAAAAAAGCUAACUAACAGUGCAGUCCUAACCAUGUCUACUCUGAAUUCAGUGGUAAAUAGAGUUAGGUUUACACCAAUAAUUAUUAACGUGUAAGUGCCUUUCGGUGGCACACCCCCCCCCACACACACACCUGCCACGUCACCCUGCUCCUGGUUAUGUAACUAUAAAUCAACCAAAUAAAAAACAAUUUGGUCAGCUGGUGGUGCUAACCUUCUGCCAUCCAUAUAGCUGCUGCUUACUAAGAAGUAGAGAGGGGGUGAGGUGGAGGGGAACUUGUGCCAUUAUAAACAUACAGCAAGAACCAAUCUGAUGCUGUCAUCAGUGUGUUUGCACCGUGCUGACUUCAUUGCUGCCUCUUCCUCUACCUCCUGGUAAGCACGGGCAACAUGGGUGACAGAAGGUCAGGUCAACUCCCCUGCCAGCUGCUCCUGGCUUUGUCUGAAAGCCAGUGUCUUUGAAAAGUAUUUGUGACAAAAGUGGCAUAGGUAUUCCCCGCAUGUUAUUGGAAUAUGUUCCAUAUUAUUCACCAGAACUUAAAACAUUUAACCUGUUAGUAAUUUAAUAAAUGUGAAUGAGUUGCUGGAUAAGUUUUCCUUUGAUUUUAUCUCAGGGUAUCUCGGCUACACCAGUGGAUUUUCCCUGACUUGCAUGGUAUUUUUUCUCAUAGUGGUAAGUUUUGCUUGGUGUUUCGGUUAGAAUGAAAUUAUUAACUUCCAGCAUCAAGUCAUUUGUUUUGGAUAUUUUUUCAAUGGUGGUCCUUUAUCCCAGGUUGUAUACAAGAAAUUUGAAAUUCCUUGUCGCCUGGAUGAGAAAAAUGCCACCGCACCUCUGUCUCCAAACUCUAGCAUUGCCUAUGUGGAUACGUGCCAACCCAAGUAUGUCACCAUUAAUUCCAAGGUACGUUUCUUUCCAUACCAUUUUGUCAUUUUGUUCCACAUGCCAGCAGCUAGACUGUGCAAGAAAUCCUAGACAAACGCAAGUUUUCCAACCAGAGCAAAUUACAUUUUUACCUAGGUUUUGUUUCCAAGGUUGAAGAGUUCAAAGACCUGGGGAAAAUUUUGACAAUAAUUCUGAACAGCAGAUUGCAUAGGAAAAUAAGUGCAGCCAAUCAGAUGUAAUAAUCAUAUUAGCAGCAACACCAACACUAUACAGUGGUACCUCGGGUUAAGUACUUAAUUCGUUCUGGAGGUCCGUACUUAACCUGAAACUGUUCUUAACCUGAAGCACCACUUUAGCUAAUGGGGUCUCCCGCUGCCGCCGCGCCGCCGGAGCACGAUUUCUCUUCUCAUCCCGAAGCAAAGUUCUUAACCCGAGGUACUAUUUCUGGGUUAGUGGAGUCUGUAACCUGAAGUGUAUGUAACCUGAAGCGUAUGUAACCCGAGGUACCACUGUAGUUUCCCUUGUAUUCAAACAUCAUUGUAUAUGCUUGUUAUUUAACAGGUGUCCCCAGUCCCAUGAAAGCCAUGUUUUUCUAGGCAGAGCUCCUAAGGUUUCAAAUCAUGGCAAAAACGCAGUAGGUUGGAUCCAAAGGUUUCCAUCCACAAACAGAAAGACACCUUUCAUCAGAGCAAGGGAACCUUUGGAUUCCAUUCCAUUUCAUGGGACUUUCCUGGUCAUUGCACUGCAGCGCUGGGCACCGCUUCACAUGAUAUGCAACUAUAAAAAAAACCAGGAACCCCGCCAGACCAAAACGUUGACAAUCCCGGUUGAAGAGCACAGAAAAUUCAAACUUGUAUAUUGGAAACGAUGAUGAUUUUCUUAAUGACAUUUGGAGGGACUACGUCUCUCCCUCCUGACUCAUAGUUUUGUUUUUGUUUUCCAAACAGACCGUGUACGCUUUGCCUACCAUUACAUUUGCAUUUGUGUGCCAUCCCUCGGUCCUUCCAAUCUACUGUGAACUUAAAGAGUAAGAGAGAAACCAUUGUUUUGUUAUUAAAGCAAACUGCUUUGUCUGUAGAGCGUUGGUACUGAAUUGCACUCUGCACUGCUAAGAGAAAAUAACUUUAAUUUGAGAAAAGCAGCAGGACCUGCUCGUCAUCUAGGAAGACUUGGCUCACCCAGGGGGGUUGAGGGUGGCAACAUAACAAAUAUGGGGCUCUCCUUAGAUCUACACAGCUGUUAGCAGAGACAGAAACAGUGUGAACAAUCACUUUAUACAAGGCAAUGCCAAAGCGCAGCCAAUAACUGGUGUCUGUCUCAAAGGCAGCCAUAUCUGGUACAGGAGCUAGCAGCAUUGUCGAUGUUAUUUUCUGGAGCUUUCAAUCUUAUAUGCUUUAUACUAGCUUCCAUUUUCAAAAAGAAAGAAGAAUUGCUGCCAACAUGGUGCUACUUACAAGAGCAUUUGGAAGGCAAAAGUUUGCUGAAUUCUGAGAUUAGCUGGGGCCUCCUCUGUUUUGUGAAUGUGUGGACCAUAUAAAAACUCCUUAACCUUACAUAGAUUUCAGGAUCAUUUCAAAAUGUUGGUGCCCCAGGAAUCUCCAGCUAGAGCUGGCACCUCUAUAAUUAUGCAAUGUUCCUAUAAUGGAUUCAUUUAUAGAAAGAUAGUGGACUCCUCACAGGAACUGCUUAACUGAGGCAGACUAAUAAGUCAUCUAGUCUGGUGGUCUGUACAGUGGCUGGCAGCCCCUGCCCUGAACUGCUGUUUCCUAGAAACCAAAAGUGUUAGUUAUCUCUAAAACAAGCAAACCACAUGGACCUUUCCUUACUAGAUUGGACUUGAUACUCUGUUGCAAUCUCUGUAGCAGAGAGGGGGGAAAUUACCACUCCCCACCCAGGAAUCAAGGGCUCCCUAAAUUAAUUGGAGAUUUGUUUUCCUGGUCUUCGCUAAACUUUAAAAACCACAAUGCCAUUGUUAUCUCUUUUUACCUUAAUUGUGUGGGCUUCAAACCUUAAUUGUUGUGUUAAGUAAAAGGGUCAUGGUUCCUUACAUAUAGGGAAAGCCACCUAUAAACCAGCCCUUUAAUCGUUACCAUUUCAAGAAGGUGGACAAUGAAGUGGUAUGGUGUGGACAGUUGUUUACCCCAAACCAUUCCCGUACAGUGCUCCUCCUUGAGAUCUCAACGGUCUUCAGACUUGUUCCUGUUAAAUGGCAUACAUUCAAGUAUAGUUCCAAUUAUUCCAUAACUUCUCCCAUUGCCCCAUUUAUUUAUUUUCAGUCGUUCGCAGAAGAAAAUGCAGAUGGUUUCAAGAAUCUCUUUCUUCGCCAUGUUUGUCAUGUACUUCUUGACUGCUAUUUUUGGCUAUUUGACAUUUUAUGGUAAGUGACUAUUUUUGGCUACUCACCUCUUGUGCUUUUCAGUACAUUUAGAGAAAAAGAAACUAAAAGGUGUGUUUGUUUGUUUCUGUCUGUUUUCUGAAUUUUGUAAAUGGUCGAAGUGCUGCUUUCUUGUUUCCUCACCGUGCACAGAACGUAACGUCAAAAUUGAGAUAUAUUUUGCUCAUUUGAAAGUGGCAUUUCCUUGGCCCUUGACAUCAUACUUGCAUUCCCAAGUGUUUGGGGGCAGGGAAGUACACAAACCAGAGCACUGCCCCCAGUCAUUUCAUUCUUAGCAGGAGGGGAGGAACAUCUGCCUGGGCCCACUGGGUAGGGGUGGAGCAGUUAUCCUAGCUUCUUAUUUACAAAUAAAACGACUGUUUAAAUUGUCCUAAUAUCCCAAGUUAAAAUAAUUUCAUAAAUUUAUUUGUAAAAUGUCACUUUUUUGCAUUGUUUGUGCUUGCAACCUGUUUGAUUUAAACAGGGACUAACUGAAGCAAAUGCUCCGAGUAUUGGGGCUCUUUUCCUCUCACUUCCUCGCUGCGUUCAGGCCCAGGCAGAUUGGUGGCUCACACCCAUACUGGACAUUAGCACAACUGGGAACUGAGCUCCACUGAAAUGAAUGGGACUUACUCUCUGGCAAGUGUACACCAGGUUUCAGGCUGAAUUUGAUCUUUGCGGUUCAGUGGAGCAUGAAUUAAAACACUGUUUUCAAUCCAGGCUGCUCCACCGCCAUCCCUGUUGCCUGCAGAUUAAUCACUUGUUGUUUGAGGUGGCUCUUGCCAAGUGACAGCUUCUAUGAAUUAAUUGCUUAAUUGCUGGAACAGUUCUCUCUUUGUCUUCCCUGCAGAAACCGUGUCGUCAGAUCUGCUUCACAAGUAUCAGAAUAAAGAUGACAUCCUCAUCUUGACAGUCCGUGUUGCUGUCAUAGCUGCAGUCAUCCUCACAGUCCCAGUGUUAUUUUUCACUGUAAGUCUGAGGCUCCUGUUCACUUGGAGAUGUCUUACCAUUUCCUAGGAACAACUAUCAGAUUGCUGCAUAGAUUCAUUUAGAUUUGGUCCUGCUGACGGUGGCCUACAGUUUAAAAUCAACCCCCUGCCCCACCCCCAGAAAAAGUGCAAGUAAACAAUAGCAGUGCCAUGAAGUCCUGAGCCACCCCAGAGCCAGUGAUCGUGGCAUGGAUGUUGAAGUCCCCCAUAACCAGCAGUCCUAGAGUCCUCAACACUACCUCCAAGACCAGCUCUUGUCAGCUCAGGCAGGAAAACUGCUGGGCAGUGAAGCAGGUGAUAAACUAGCAGAAUCUGUCCUGAUUGCCCUUAAGUGGCUCAGAACCGCCCCAUCCCAUUUGAACUGACCUGGACCCUGCAAUCAUCAUCUGAAGCCCUUCUUUGUGUGCCUCCUCCGUGAGAUGUCAGGAGGGUGGCAACAUGAGAACGGGCCUUUUCUUCAGUGGCUCCCCAUUUGUGGAAUGCUCUCCCCAGGGAGGCUUGCCUUUAGGUGUCAGGCAGAAACAUUCAUCUUCUUACAGGGCUUUGGCUACAUUAAGCAAUCUGUAGCCUUUUAAACUCUGGGGGUAUUGCUUUUGUUUGCUAUUAUUCUUUAUAUUGUUGUGUUUUUUAUAUUGUAAGCUUCCCUAUGAUCUUUGGAUAUAGGGCAGCAUAGAAAUUUAAUUUAAAAAGCAAAUAAAUUAAUGCAGGAUAGUGCCUGUGAAUUCCUAAGUGGGCACUAUCCCAUUCCACAGUAUGGGCUCAGUUAGCCAGCGGAAGGCAGAAAUGUGACAUAUCUUGGUGCAGGAAAAUGUUCAUCCUUUCCUGUUGUGAGUCUGAUUUGCUAAGCUCUAUGAGAGGAAGAAUGAAUUUCAUCCUGGCAGAAGAGUAAUUAAUUUUGACACUAGAACAAAUGAUGUUAACAUAAAAAGCCUGCAGCUGUAAUAAAUAGCAUCUGGUGGAAAUGCAGAUAGUAUGUUCUCUCUCUCUUAUACUCACAAACACAUUGCCAUGUCUAACAGUGCAAUCCUAACCAAGUUUUCUCAGAAGUAAAUACUGUUGAAUUCAAAAGAGCUUACUCCCAAGUAAGUGAUGUUAGGAUUGUAGCCUAAGUUCUCUAGAAUGAAUUUGGAGUCAAGCAAAUCUUAAGUGCAUUAUACAAAACCAUGGAGGGAAUUAGUAAGGGAAAUUAUGCAAAUUUUGAUUGCAAUAGCUCUUUUUUUUUCUCUUUACAGGUGCGUUCAUCUAUAUUUGAGCUUACUAGAAAAACCAAAUUUCACUUGUGCCGUCACGUUGUGGUUACGGUGAUCCUUCUGGCGAUCAUUAACUUGUUAGUUAUUUUCAUACCUUCCAUGAAGGAUAUUUUUGGAGUUGUAGGUACAGUAUUCAAAUUAUAUUUGAUUAAGAAAUGCCUUUUACUGUGGGUCACAUCAACUAGUCUGUUAUAACAAAAUCUAUGUGCUUGGUUUGCCACAGGGGUAACUUCUGCCAAUAUGCUGAUUUUUAUUCUCCCGUCAUCACUUUAUUUAAAAAUCACCCACCAAGAUGGAUCAAAACUGAUUCAGAGGAUUUGGGUAAGUUUCAGAAAUCAGGAGCUAUCUCAAGCUUUGUCCCAGUAGCCAUCCCUAAACUAUGUCUGAAACUAGUCCUCCAAGAGCAUAAAAUAUUUCUGCUUGGCUUUGAUGAACGUUCUCAUUUGGUUAACCUGUUUAUGAAAAUAAGUUCUGCUAGCUGAACUACUUUUCCCCUUUUGGUUCUAGGCCUCUCUCUUUUUGGCAUUAGGAGUAAUGUUUUCCCUGGUGAGCAUUCCUCUCGUCAUCUAUGACUGGGUGCAUUCAGGAGACACUGCUGAAGGCCACUGAAGUUAAUGGGACAUUAAGAAGAAUACACUUCCAUUUUGCUACUCACACCAAAAUCAUUAUUGUCCCAUUUUGGUAAUAUGCCCAUCCACUCUUUGUGAGUAUCCUUCAUGAACUCAAAACAAUGGAAUACCAGUAGGAUGCGAUGUUCUACUGUGGGUUGCAGCCAACUAAGUAUUACUCAAGAGUAGUCCCACUGAAAUUAAUGGAUACAAAUUAGUCAUGCCCAUUGAUUUCAGUUGGUCUACUCUGAAUAGGACAAGCAUUGGCUGCAACCCAAUCAUUUUAUGUUACCUUAUUUUAAAUGUUAUCCUUCAUGUUCCCACAAGCUACUGGAUCAGUAUUAAGUUUAUGGUGGUGGUCAGUACAAUUUUGCAUACUCAUAGAUUUGUCCAUUGGCCAUUGGUGUUCUGUGUAUGGUAACUGACACUAAAAUAAUUGAGGUUAUAUACUUGCAAAUUAAUAUAUAAAUUUGUUUUCAACUACAAUCAGUUAACCAGCCUUGAUCAAACUAGAGUCCACUUCCUGGAGAUAAGUUUACCUCUAUCUGAUUGUUCUUGUCCAGCAGUGUGCUUAGUGGAUAGAUAAUCUACCAUUAGGUCACAUAUGUACGUAAUCUAUAGGGUCUUUGGUAUCCGUGAACAAAGCCUGUACACUAUUAAGCCUUAGCAGAUCAUCCCUACCAGAAGUUGUCUUUUGCACACUCAGUUUGUGAGUUCCAUGUAUGCAUGUUUGGUUUAUUUUUAAAGAAAUGGUUUGUGUUCAGAUAGUUGUCCCCUGGGGAUGUGAAUAAAUUCAUAAGGUUGAUUGCUGCCAAUUAUAGAACUGUUGAUUUCAAUCUGGAACUGCGGAGGUGGUGGCUUCUUAAUGAGCACUCAGUCUGGAAGGAUGUCCUAGAAAAGAAGGGAAGAUUUGCCUAGACUUUGGCCCAGGAGUUUAAAAGCAGGAUACACUUCUGAAUCACAAAUGGUUAUGAAGCUGAACAUGAACAGACUCAGAACGGGUGUUUGUCUCAGCCAAAUAAGUGGUCUGACAAUCAUUUGAAAGCAAUGCCACAAAUAAAAGCCCUGAUGGAACUUCAGGAAAUGGACCUCAGGCCGACCACUGAAAAGUGAACAUGCAGAGCUACGGCAAGCUUUCAGGUGAACAGAGCAGACCCUGUUCCCUCUGAAAUUUGCCAUUGGUGAAGGCAGCUAUCACCAGAACACUAUGAAGGAUUGCAGUGGAGGUCACAGACAGACAUCUUAACUGCCAGCCCUUGGUAGCUUUUGCGUAUUGUGUUAGAAAUUCUUGCAUGUGUAUUUCCCAGUUUGCAUUUGAGUUUGUGUGGUGGGUGUGUAUGCUAUAGUGUAGCAGGCAGCCAGGCUCCACAGGGUUAUAAAGUACACUUGGCUGUAUCCCCCCAUGAACCUUACAGUGGAGGCAGGGAAAUCUCUCUCAGCCUGACGAGGGAGAAGAGUUUGAUGAAAAGCCACUGCUUAAACAGAGUGGAUUGUAGGCAACCAUUUACCAACUGGAAAGUUAGCGGUUUGCAUAUAUGAUGCAUGUUGUCCUUUCAAAUGAUAAGGAGAAUCUUACCACAUAUCAAGCGAAGAUGUGCAGGAAUUGAUCACCUGUAUCCAACCUCAUUCAGCCUCUGUUCUGAUGACAGGAUCUAUGGGAAUUAGAAUCUGUAUCAGCAGCCUUCGACUUUUUCAGACUCAGUCUCAUCUUUAAACUUAAACUCUUUGUAGAUUUAAAAGCUCUUGAGUAUUUCUCCAAAAAGCUGUGCCCCGUUUUCUAGAUUGCAUUGAUAACAGUAUCUCUUGGAUUGAAGCUUUCAGGCAGUGAAAUGAAAGCAAGCAGGUUCAGGGGUGAUUGAAGUGUAUGACAGAUAAAUCUCCUUGGUGCCAUAGUGAUAUUUGUAAAUUCAAAUGUUUAGUUUUUUGCACACUACACACCCACCCACCCCACAAGAAUAUAAAGCUUAAAGGGAGAGUGUACCAGCAAGGCUGAGAAAUAGUAAAAGAACUACUGAAGAAGUCAUAAGUUCCAUCUCAGUGCCUUGUAAGGAAAUACAGUUUGAAAACCACCUCAAGCAAUUAAAUGUAACAUGACAGAGAAACUGGGGAGACUUUGUUCUCCAGCCAUUGUCCACAGAAUACAGAAAGUUGUAACUGUCUUCAGUCUGAAGGGUCACAGGAUGAUCUCUCUGCAUACACAGAUACCCCCACACUGCCUGUUAAGCUGCUCCUAAAACUCAAGAGACUAGCCUUCAAUUGAGUAGAAGGAUCUGUGGUCCAUUAAAAAAGAAAAGAAAACAAUGACAUGUAUGCCUGUGUGUAUGUGUGUGCUCUCUUGGUUGUAGCCUGAGUUACUGCAGUGCCUGUUAUCCAAUAUAGACACCUGUAUUUCUUCUUUUAAAAAUAAAAUAAAAUCAUUAUAAUUGCAUUUGAGGUGUUCUGCAAUGAAAAUUUCUGGAUCACAGUUAUCCACCCUUUGGAUCAAUCAGUGUUUGUUUUAUGCAGUUCAGGCUCUAGGACAAUUAUCCUACUGAUAUUCAGCCCACCUGUAUAUUUUUUAAACCAAAACUCAUGAUAAACUGUACAUAUUUCAUAGUACUAUUUCAUAACUGCUUUUAUAAAUAUUUUGCCUUUUCGGAAUGUGUAGGACUUUAGAAUGUGAUAUUAUUUAUCAUUUCUGCAAAGUGCUUUAUAGAUAGUAUCUUGUUCAUCUGCAAAACCACAUUGUGAAGUAGGUCAGUUAAGAGUUCCCUAUUGCAGAGUGGAGGCCAGGGAAGGGAAUGAAUUGUCCAUGGCUGAGCAAGGAUUUGGACUUAGAUCUCCAAUUCAAGUCCAGCAUUUUGUCCAUUAGACUAUUUUGAAGGAUGGUACAAAAAGCAAGUUGCUGUUGGGUUCAAACUGACACAUGAAACUGUGUACUAGGUUUUGUUUUUGUCUUAAAUGCUGAUGUAAAAUGGCCUGGUGAUUCCUAGAGACACUUGGGAUUCACCAUAAUAUUGUGAUAUGCUUGCAAAUAAAUUACCAAAUGGAUGAGUAAUGGAGAAUAAUAAGUACACCAGGUGUUAGGGAUGGGGUAAGUCUCAGGGUCUUGAGAUGAGAUUCACAGGAAGAUUGUCAACAUUAAGUGAUAGUUGGUUCCCCUCAGUUUGGGAAUAACUAUAAUUUUGCCAGUGGUGUAGCACAUUUCAAGCAAAGCUACAACAUCCAAGCCAUUAAUUCAUUGCCCAGGCUAUCUUGAUGAUGAUAAAUUCUAAUUAAAGCUACAGCAUAAUUGAUUUUUUAGGUCACAGUUCCAGCUUUUUGGUUUUCUACGCCAGCCUCAAUUUACUCCUUCCCUAUCCUUCUUUUGUGCAUGUUGAUAUUGACUAGGAGCUCUGUUUUUAUUAACUUGAAUUGUUUUAAAAGGGGAUUAGGAGGGGAAAUCAUGGAACGUAAGUCUAUCAACAGCUGCUAGCCAGGAUUACAAAGCAGAAGCUCCAUGUUCCAAGACAGGGAAUGCAAAUUAUUGAAGGGCAAGAGAGGGCUGGUGCCCUUCAUUACCUGCUGGGACGAUCUCCUAAAGGCCUCUAAUGGCAAACAGGAUGCUAGACUAGGUGGGCCAUUGGAAUGAUUUAGCAGGGGCUUAAUAGCUGGCUAUAAAGGUCUUUUCCAACCUUAGCUGAUAAAGCACAGUACAUGUGCAAUUGCUGUAGAGGAUCCAAAUACCGCCCCAUACAGCAGUAUGUCUGUUGCAGGAAUGUCAUGUUUCCCCAUCACAAUAAUUUGUCCCUGGGAGUGGGGAGAGAAAGGGAGGGGGAAAGCAAUGGGUAGCAAAACUUGCUCCCAGUUGCAUUGCAUAUGACGUUGCACUAUUGCUUGAAAACCAAAUACAAUCCGGAUGAAAUACAGACACGGAUAUUACAUAUGCCUUUGCUUGGUCCCCCAGUUCCACAAACUUCUUUCUGAACUUUGGACAAUAUCACAGUAGAAUGUAUUGGCUUAGGUGGGUUGUUAAAAACCUCUCAGAUCUCCUCUGUCCAGGGAUCUUUCUUUAUUCGGAAGUGAGCAUUCCUGAGAGUGCUUGGCAUCAGGAAAGCAUUUCCUUUUGUUUUGGUUUUUUAAAACAACAACACAAAACUGAAUGUGCCCGUUGUUUCUCAGUGUAAGGCCUUCUGUUAUCAAAUGUGAUGAUAACAUUGAAUGCCUUUGUCAAACACAGGGCUGGCAGGACCUUGAUACUCACACGCUGUACAUAUAUCCCCUAAGUCUGAUUUUUUAAAAACAGCAGCAGCAACAAAAAGAAUCUAUGCAGUUGUGUUGUAUUGUAGGAAACAUUUCAUUUGUGUAUGUAUAUAUAUAUAUUGUAAAUAAAUAGGAUGCUUCUAUUUUUGCAGUUGUGUAUUCCGUAAAAUGAAAGUGCUGAGGUAGUUUGUCCAUAAGAGUUAUUUAAAAAACAAAAAAAGUGUUUGUAGCCAAAUCUGAAUAGUAGCAUCAAAGCCUUAGCUCUCGACUUCACUGAAUUUGUCCUCUCCCACUUUUACUCUGUCCAGUUCUAUUCUACCAUGUAAUGAAGUUGCCUAAAGCAAAUCCUAAGCUUAUAUAAUGGUGUUGUUUACUGUAGCACAUUUCUAAGAGCACAACUCAAUGAACUGCCAUACUUUGCUACUAUCUGCCGUAUAUUUCUCUUUGUUAACUGGAAGUAAAAUGUAAUCCUUUUUCAGUGCCCUCUAACCUUCUAUGAAUCUAUGCUGUGAUACAGAGCUUCAUGUGUGCUUGGAUGUGUCCAUAAAAAAAGAAACUACCUUAUAUCGGCUCAAACCAUUGGCCCAUGUUUACCCAUUUCUCUCUGCUCUAAACUGGCAACCGUUCCACAAAGUCCAAGGAAGAGGUUUUCCUCUGCUGCUUGAGAUCCUUCAAUUAGAAGUGAACCUGAAGCAAUAUGCAUGUGGUCCACCAGUGCGCUUGUGGUUCAUCCAUCCCCUACAUACAACACUUCCAGUCCCCACUAGACACUUUAGCUAUACAUUGGGAAGGGGGGCUGCUUGCAGACUCAACCACAAUAGAUGGAAUGCAUCAAGUUCUGCUGUUGAAAAGACUCUCAUUUUAAACAUUCAUGUAUAAUAAAGGAUAUUAACAGCAAUGGAUGCAAAUGGAAAAACUUCCAUGUUGCGUAGUGAUUUGUGGCCAACAGUGCAACCACUAAGCUGGAAUACUAAAGGAUCCUCAAAUGAUGAAAUUCUAAAGACACUAUAAGAAGUAGCGGGGUGGGUAGGUGGGUGUGAAGGCAGCCCCUGUACAGAGCAGGCGAUUUUAUAUAAAAUGUCAACACUGCUUAUUAAUCUAGCGCUGGGUUCAGUACAGUAUUUUGAGGGCAAAUGAGCUGCAGGGGGCAGGGAGUGGCAUUUCUUUGUUGUCGCUUGGGCCCACCCAAAAAAGCACCAUAGGCCUGUGUUUGUGAGUGUGCACACAUACCAUAGCCCUCUUAAGCUCUGAAUCACAGCCUACAAGUGGGAUCAGUUUUGUCAAAGAUAGUUUUCUAUGAGAGCCCAAGGAAAUUAUGCACCAUGUUCAAAGAAGCACUGAAGGCCAUUUUGCUAGCAGCAUUGAUUGAUUGAUUGAUUGAUUGAUUGGUCUGUUUGCUGGGACAUAAGCCAGGCCUUAAGUAGAACUGUGCUAUGUGGCAAGCUGACUGUGUGCUCUCAGCACAGAGAUGAAUCUUACCAGCUGAAUUGGUCCUUAAUUUAAAUCAAAAUUGUAGUCACAAAUAUCUUACGUAACGUAUUUUUAAAGCUGGAGUACCUUGUUAUUCAGUAUUUCAGUGUUGUCCUACUGAUUUCCAAUGGAUCGUUAUACAUUUACCAGGCUUAUUUUGUGAGUAUGAAAUGGCAGGACCUGAAGCAGCACAAUUUUCAAACCAGCACAAAUAUCAAAUGUAGGGGUGGGGGUAUGUAAGCUCUUGCUUUUUAAAUUACUGCAUUGUUUAUUCUCUAGUGCUGCAGAUAAUCCAACAAAUUCGGUUUAAAAAGUGAAAAAUAUCCCAUUAAGAACUGAAUGUACAUUGUUUACAUUAAACCAGUUUUCUAAAGUCCUAAGCUAUGUUUUAAGCUGAGUGGUGUCCACUCAGGUUAUUAAAAAAAUACUAUUAGAAACAUUUUCCUCUGGCUUCUGUGUCAUUGUUAUCUGUGCUGUUCAUAUUUAAUGAUAUACAUGUAAAUGGUGAUCUGUGUAAAUAAAAACAAUGUAAUUCUGG